Aspergillus pseudonomiae is the source of this 1185-nucleotide messenger RNA. RefSeq names its product rhamnogalacturonan acetylesterase RgaE. The coding region runs from base 341 to 1087 and encodes 248 amino acids. The record is from RefSeq and is a predicted model, not a curated record. Gene Ontology annotation, molecular function: hydrolase activity, acting on ester bonds. The transcript has 2 exons. NCBI's taxonomy places the organism in Eukaryota, Fungi, Ascomycota, Eurotiomycetes, Eurotiales, Aspergillaceae.
CGGCGUUGUGUGUUUGGGGAGGAGAAGGGGUGAAACUUCCGUCGGUCCGUGGCUGAUACGCUUUUUGGUACCUGAGAUGGGGGUUGUGGUGAUUGGGAGGUUGGAGAUGGGUGUUUUUUUUUUAUUUUAUUUUGUUCUUUAAUUUUUAUUUUGAUUUGGUUUGUACUCCUGGGCCUUUUUUCCGUUUCUACAUGUAGAUAUUCCGUGGCAGGGGUUGUGUGUGGACUUGGCCUUGGGUAUAAAUAGCUUGGAGCUGGUCGUGUGCUUGUGGUUGAUUGUCCAUAGAUUCUUCACUGUACUAUUACUACUACUCUCAUUACAGAAUAUCUCGAUUUUCAUCAUGAGAUCCGUCCUUCUGCCGCUGUCCCUUCUUCCCGGCGUCCUGGGUGCCACCAUCUAUCUGGCUGGGGACUCGACCAUGGCUGCAAACGGCGGCGGAUCAGGCACCGACGGGUGGGGAAGUUAUGUCGACGACGUAUCUGUCACCGUCUCCAACAAAGCGAUCGGCGGCCGUAGCGCCCGCUCCUAUACCCGCGAAGGCCGCUUCGAUGCCAUCGCCGACGUCCUGCAAGAAGGUGACUACGUGGUGAUUGAGUUCGGACACAACGACGGGGGCUCGUUGAGCACCGACAACGGUCGCACCGACUGCCCCGGGACGGGCUCGGAGACGUGUGAGACCGUCUACGACGGCCAAGCGGAAACCGUCCUCACGUUCCCAGCAUACUUGGAGAACGCGUCCAAGACCUUCGUGGGCAAAGGAGCCAAGGUCCUUAUCUCCAGCCAGACCCCGAACAAUGUCUGGGAGACGGGCGAGUAUGUCUAUUCGCCGUCUCGCUUUGUCGAGUACGCUCGGUUGGCGGCCGAAACGGCGGGCGUGGACUAUGUGGACCACGGCGCUUACGUGGCCGCCCGGUAUGAGGCACUAGGGGCGGACACGGUCAACUCCUACUACCCCAAUGACCACACCCAUACCAGCCCGGAAGGGGCGCAGGUCGUGGCGGAUGCGUUCCUGAAAGCGGUGGCAUGCAGCAAUGUCGCGCUCAAGGAUGUCUUGACCAGUACGGAUUUCCCGGGCGACUGUCUGUAGAUGGUAAUGCUUGUGGCGAAAUAGUGGAUUGGCAGGGAAUAUGCUAUAGCGUAUUAUGUAUAUAGUUCUCGAUACCCACGCUUCCAAAUGACAAUUUG